UCUGGACAUAUCACAUUUGCUCUUUAUUGUGUUGCUAAGGACACCGAUGGGUUGAGUUGGCAUAUAGUGCAGCCGUGGAUCGCUCAUCAACCUGCUGAGCUCUUUCUGGAUAGGACAGAGGUACAAUAUUUACAUCCAUGGCAGAAGGUUCUUAACCCUGAACUCAUCAAAGGUCCUUGGAUUCAAGAGGAAGAUGACAAAAUUAUUGAUCUUGUAAGGAAGUAUGGACCAACAAAAUGGUCUCAUUGCAAGGACCUGCAGAAGGACCCUCCCACCUCAGCGCAGGAAGGUCCUGUAGGUGAGGACAUGUUCCAGUGGCAGGCCACUAUCAUGGGACCCUUGGACAGCCCGUUUACUGGUGGCCUAUUUUUGGUGAACAUCCAUUUCCCACUGGAUUAUCCCUUCAAGCCCCCGAAGGUCUCUUUCCGCACCAAGGUGUUCCACUUCCACUUCCACCCAAACAUCAACAGCAACGGCAACAUUUGCCUUGACAUUCUCAAGGAACAGUGGAGCCCGACUUUGACCAUAUCAAAGGUCCUCCUGUCAAUCUAUUUGUUGCUGACGGACCCCAACCCCAAUGAUCCUCUGGUGCCUGAGAUUGCUCACAUGUACAAGACUGAUUGGGCCAAGUAUGAGUUGACAGCGAGUUAUUCUUGUCCUCUGUAAUUUAGCUUGGGGUUUUCACUUGUGUAAAACUGUAACAAAUAAAGCAGGGCAUGUAGCAUAGGUGUAGCUCAUGUCCUGGGCACUGUUGACAUGCUCUGCACACGUAUAGCAGGCAUGGGCAAGGUGAUAGUGUCGUGCUGUACUGCACGACCUGGACACACGCAGUGAGCGUGAGGCUGUAAAGGAGAGAGCAGUGUGUAGCUUCUCCUCACUUCAGUCAUAAACCAAAAAAUAACAAAAACGAACUCAGCACAAAGUUAGUGCUGGGGGGAAA
Molecule: messenger RNA, 940 nt
Organism: Aegilops tauschii subsp. strangulata
Lineage: Eukaryota; Viridiplantae; Streptophyta; Magnoliopsida; Poales; Poaceae
Product: ubiquitin-conjugating enzyme E2-17 kDa
Source: RefSeq, a predicted model, not a curated record